UUGUGCUAUAUGCGCUGAUUCCCCGCCGGGGGCUGGCAAGGCAUGUUUGUGCUUGUCUUUUGCUUUUUCGUUGAUAACAAAAAUCGGCCACGCCAAGCCAUACUAUGCACAGCGCCGCUGCUUGAUGCUGGCCAGCUACCCGUAAUGAAAGCCCUCCCAGUCAUCACAUCCGUCGCCUGGCGACUCGUCGUCCUCGCCCGCCUCGCCCACCUCGCCGGCGCCCACGGAGGCCUGAACAACUACACCGUCGGCGACACAUGGUACAGAGGCUACGACCCAACCAGCCCCCGCGAGGACCAAGAAGGCGCGCCCUGGAUGGUGCAGCGCCUCUGGUCCACCAUCGACCCGCUCACCACCGCUUCCUCCCCCUUCAUCUCGUGCAACCAGCCCGGCAGCCCGCCGCCGCCGUCCUACAUCCCGAUCGAGGCCGGCGCCGUCCUGGGCGCCGCCUACUGGUACUGGCUGCACCCCGUCGGCCCCAUGACCGUCUGGCUCGCCCCGUGUCUGGACCCGGACCUGACGGGCGCGCGCGACUGCCGCGACCUCGACCCUUCGGACCCGGCCGACGGCGUGCGCUGGUUCAAGAUCUGGGAGGCCGGCUUCCUUCCCAGCAACGACAACGACAACGACAACGACAGCGACCAAGGCGGAGGUGGCGGAGGUGGAGGAGGGGGCGGGGACCUGCAGACGGGCACGUGGUACCAAAAGGCCUUUCAGCGCUGGGACGGGCUCGGCCCCGCAAUGUGGGAGGUCCGCCUGCCGCCGCGGCUGAGGCCGGGUCUGUAUAUGGUGCGCCACGAGAUUGUGAGCCUCCACGUCGCCGGCAGGCCGCAGUUCUACCCCGAGUGCGCGCACCUCAACAUCUCGGGCGCGGGCGACGACCUCCCGCCGCGCGAGUUUUGGAGACCCUUCCCCGGCGCCUAUGACGGCGACGAGCCCUCCCUCAUGAUCGAUAUCUACUCAGACGAGAUGAAGGGUGUUACCAACUAUACCAUACCGGGAGGCCCAAUCUGGGAGAGAUUCGAUACGCCCAUCGUUAAGUACUGUCUAAACUGCUAGGUACCUGAGAGAAUAUACUUAUAAGACCA
Messenger RNA from Gaeumannomyces tritici R3-111a-1, 1088 nucleotides. RefSeq lists its product as hypothetical. The record is from RefSeq and is a predicted model, not a curated record. The coding region runs from base 43 to 1059 and encodes 338 amino acids. The transcript has 4 exons. Lineage: Eukaryota; Fungi; Ascomycota; Sordariomycetes; Magnaporthales; Magnaporthaceae.